Messenger RNA from Penicillium antarcticum, 759 nucleotides. Its product is annotated as MARVEL domain-containing protein. NCBI's taxonomy places the organism in Eukaryota, Fungi, Ascomycota, Eurotiomycetes, Eurotiales, Aspergillaceae. The transcript has 2 exons. The record is from RefSeq and is a predicted model, not a curated record. The coding region runs from base 1 to 759 and encodes 252 amino acids.
AUGCUGGCGCUCAACAUCGUCUUGUACGCCCUCUUGGGUACCUCCUUAGCCUUUGCCAUUGUGGAGCUGGGUCUCUCGGCUUUCCUCACUUCUGCAUAUACCGGAACACGUGAGGUCGCGACUUGGAGUUCCUACUCUGGGUAUUCGUACAGAACAGUGAAUCUCAAGGCCCCAGCUAUUCUCGCUUUCCUGGUAUUCGCUUCCUGCUGGACUAUCCUAGUGACUGUCGCCGCGUUAGUGCUACCAUGGCAUUUCGCAAAGAAAGGUUUUGUUAGUGCAAAGCUGAAUACUAUUCUCGCCUCAUGUUUUGUCGGUGUUUACUUUGUCACUAUGGUCUUUUGGCUGGCUUGCUUCGCCGAUCUCGCCUCCCUGCUUGGUGGAGGAACCAGCGAGUCGUCGUACUUUAACGCUAUACUCGCAUUUGGUGUGCUCCUUUGGUUACUUUUCGUCGCUCUUGUGGUCUUUACAGCUCUUGCCAUGUGUGGUGUGAUGGUUUCUGACUGGGCUGGCUACCAGUCUUUGAGAAAGGACAAGGGUGCUGAGGGGCCCCAAGCCAGUGGGCAUGCUCAUGAUGUGCCGAUGAGUACGACCCCUGUGGCUCCAAAAAUGUCGACUCGGGAUGCUGAGGGUCUACAUAACCAGCCGAGCAGCCAAACGCAUAGUAUCUCUUCGCCAUCGGCCGUUCAUAGCGUCGAACUCAGCGGCGAUAGCGCUCAGAAUCACCACACAAGUCGAACAGUGCAGAUCAGUCCAGUUUGA